Molecule: messenger RNA, 2694 nt
Organism: Physella acuta
Lineage: Eukaryota; Metazoa; Mollusca; Gastropoda; Physidae
Biological process (GO): transmembrane transport; monoatomic cation transport
Cellular component (GO): membrane
Molecular function (GO): monoatomic cation transmembrane transporter activity
Source: RefSeq, a predicted model, not a curated record
ACCCAAUGCGAACCUUACGACACUUCACCUGUCGACGACGAACAUAGAUGACCAGAGCGUAGACUUAUUUAAAUGUUACAGGCUUAGCCACAGCUAUUAAAAAACGAAAACUUUUGACAAAUGCCCGACAAAAACUUAUUAUUUCCUGACAUUGAAUUUCCAACUGCUAAGUCAUCAAAUCAGCAAUUAAACCUCAACCAAUCAGUUUUGUACAUCUCUAUGUCCAGCCUGCCUGAUCUAGUUUUCAACACCCCAGUCACUUGCCAGUUUGAUGUAAUGCCACACACCUGACAGUUAGUUCAAAUCACUUGUUGGAAAAUAAAAAAGAAAUAUCAGACACUUGUUUUAAGUUCGCACUUGAAACUUGAUAAAGGGAACAAAUCAACAUGACUGACAAAUCAAACAGCCAGGAUAGCUUCAACAAUCUUGAUAAAGCCCCUGAUGUGGUCUCCAGUACCAAAGGGAAAAGAAAGAAGAGAUCAAAGUCUGUUGAUCUAGAUGGUUCCGUUGUCCUGCUCAAUGUUACACCUCUACAGGAUGACUCUAAGAGAAGACUCAGUCAGGGAGACAUUCCUCUCUGGCUUAUCAAAAAGGAGUGUGAAGAACAAGAAACUAACAUAGACCAAGAAGAUUUUCUUCUGGGACGUGCAGCUAACAGGAAGGUCCGACUCACAGAAGUUGCUCCAUCUAAUUCAAGUAUCAGAGGACGAGAUGAUGCCAACAACUGGAAACUGCCUCUUGAGAUUUUUACCUCUAAAAAAGGAACAGGGGUUAAAGGUCAGCCAAAACGUCUUAGGUCAUAUUACAAAGCUCAAGAUGAACUAAUUACUGCUUACGAGGAGAUAGCCUUGGAUGUUGAAAUUGAUCUCCAUCCUACAACUAUUACAAGCUCCAGUAUGAGAGUUGCAUCCCUGGUUUCAAAAAUUACCCUCUUUGUCAACUUCUGUCUCCUUGUUGCCAAAGCUGUUGCUAGUGCAUUCUCUGGGUCGAUUUCCAUUAUAUCCAGCUUGGUAGACUCUUGUCUGGACUUGUUCAGUGGUUUCAUCAUGUGGUGGGCCACUCGCGCUGUCAAACGCAGGGAUCCGUACAUGUACCCUCAGGGCCGCACGAAACUAGAACCACUGGCCAUUAUUAUUCUAGCUGUGGUUAUGGCACUGUGCUCCGUACAACUGAUACGCGAGGCUAUAGAAAAACUUAUUGGUCUCAGUGACAUGUCAUCAUCGCUUCCAACUGUCGACGCUAUAACUUUUGCAAUAGCUGGCAGCACUGUGGGGAUCAAGCUGGUCUUAUGGCUUGUCUGCCGCAGAAUACAGUCGCCUAUUGUUCAAGCCCUAGCCCAGGACCACAGAAACGAUGUCCUUUCAAAUGCGGUUGCUAUAGUUUUUGGCUACCUGGGUUCUCAAGAAUUCUACAGCAAUGUAAACAUGUAUGGGUUUUGUUAUCUGGACCCUGUCGGCGCUAUGGUCAUCUGCUUGUACAUCAUAUACAACUGGUGGCAGACUGGCUCGGAACAGUUAAAAAUGUUGACCGGCCACACGGCAAGACCCGACUUCCUCAGCAAGCUCACCUGGGUGUGCUACAACCAUCAUCCUCUAAUUCAACAGAUAGACACGGUCCGAGCUUUUCAUUUCGGGAGCAACUUUCUAGUGGAGGUGGACAUCAUUCUCCCCAGUGAAAUGCCGCUGAAGGAAGCUCAUGACAUUGGCGAAGCUCUGCAGAAUCGGCUGGAGAGUUUGCCGGAAGUGGAGAGAGCAUUUGUUCAUCUAGAUUACGAGUUCACACAUAACCCCCACUCAGAACACAAGAUUGUUUAGUCUGUGAUAUUCACCCAAGGCAACAAAAUAUUCAUGUUGUAAAUGUUUUGUCUCCCAGUUUGUCUUGAUAUAGCCCAGUAUGCAAAUUUAAUUAAUAGUUAGCCCUCUUCACUGAUAAUUGUUCAUAAAUGCUAGUUUUUUUAAUUAUAUUGUUGCUGGUAAAAAAUAAUUUUACUAUUGUGGAGAUUAGGAGUGUCAUAAUACAUGUACUAUUUACUUGCUGAUAAUGAAAUUUUUAUAUAUAUAUAUAUAUAUAUAUAUAUAUAUAUAUAUAUAUAUAUAUAUAUAAUGAAAGUUUGAUACAUAUCAAUAGUGGUUGUCAAAGAUCAAAAGUAAUUAACUGUCCAAAAUCUUUAAUCGUUAACUUGCAGUGAUCAAUCAAAUCUUUAUUUAAAUCUUACUUUAUGCUAGAAAGAUAACAUGAUGUAUGCUUGUUUUUAGUUUUGUUUUUGUUCCAUUAAAAUCCCCAGUGAUCUCUUUAAAAUGACAUGCUAUAAACCUAAUGGCUACAUGUACACCAAUGAUAUUCAUUUGAUGGAUGCAGUGUUGUUGUUGUGAAAUUCUGUAGUGCACUUUAUAAAUGGCUCUAGUUGUGUUCAUUCUGUAGCAUACAGUUGUGAUAUAGAGAACUACAUAGUUUUUGAAUUUUGUUAAUUUGAAUUUUGUUAUAAUUCUUGUUAAAUAAAAAUAACCACAUUCUUGUGAUUAACUGUGUAGCUUUGAACAGAUGUUUUAAAUAUUUGUAUCGCAAAAUAAAUGGAUAUUUUACUAUAAUGAUGUAUUUAAGUCUUUGAACUUUGUCUUGUUGCAAUUGUGAAUGUCCUUUAAUUUACAUACAUGGAAGUAAUUAAAAUAAGGAUCUGUGUAAUUGAAUGUCCAG